AUGGAGCUUAAAUUGGAGCAUAUUUCUCAGGGUCGGCAAUCGCUGAGUCCUGGUGGUGAGCGUACUCUGUCAAUGCGUGAUUUGCGUGUUACUGCUAUAGCUAACCUCGGUGCUACUCGUGAUGGUUAUGAUUGCCUUGACCUGAGCAAUAACGAGAUCCGUAAAUUGGAUAACUUUCCGCUACUUCCACGUCUUCGUACUCUGGUGGUAGCUGGCAAUCGCAUUAGUAAGAUAUCUAGAGAUUUGGGUACAUCGCUGCCAAAUUUAACUUCGCUAGUGCUUACGGGUAACAGUAUCACUCAUCUGCGUGAUCUAUCUCCUCUUUUUGCUUUGUCUAAGUUAGAGCGUCUUUCACUUUUGGACAACCCUGUUACGGCUGUACCUAAUUUUCGGCUCUCUAUGGUCCUUCGCCUUCCGUCGCUGCGUUUCCUUAACUUCUGCAAAGUUACGAAGAAGGAACGUGAUUCGGCUGUAUCAUUUUUCCGUACAGAGGAGGGUUUGUCACUGUUACGUGAACAAGGUUAUGAGCUUCCAACAUCUGACUCAUUGGGAUUCGACGGUUAUUCUCCAGCUACGAUGGUGGAGAAGACUAUUGACGUUAAUGCGCUACCAGAGGUUGAUAAGGGUAUAAUGGGCUCUGUGUCGGAGCUGCCAUCCGCCGUUUAA
Babesia sp. Xinjiang is the source of this 666-nucleotide messenger RNA. Its product is annotated as putative U2 small nuclear ribonucleoprotein A'. NCBI's taxonomy places the organism in Eukaryota, Apicomplexa, Aconoidasida, Piroplasmida, Babesiidae. The transcript has 4 exons. Gene Ontology annotation, biological process: mRNA splicing, via spliceosome. The coding region runs from base 1 to 666 and encodes 221 amino acids. Gene Ontology annotation, molecular function: protein binding; U2 snRNA binding. The record is from RefSeq and is a predicted model, not a curated record.